Syngnathus typhle (broad-nosed pipefish) is the source of this 1355-nucleotide messenger RNA. RefSeq names its product GINS complex subunit 4 (Sld5 homolog) (gene gins4). NCBI's taxonomy places the organism in Eukaryota, Metazoa, Chordata, Actinopteri, Syngnathiformes, Syngnathidae. Gene Ontology annotation, biological process: double-strand break repair via break-induced replication; DNA-templated DNA replication. Gene Ontology annotation, cellular component: GINS complex. The transcript has 8 exons. Bases 177 to 845 code for a protein of 222 amino acids. The record is from RefSeq and is a predicted model, not a curated record.
AAGAGCACUCUCGCGAGAACAGCCGCAGUGGCGCGAAUAAACAAGUGUUUUGUUUUUGCUACCGACGGUUAGCUAGCAUCAGAAAUUCAACUGCGCUCAUAUUGUUCGAAGUCACACUUCGACCUGGUAACAUACAGGAUAAGUUAAUUUUCGAGCACUUUUGCUAAGGCGAAAUAAUGUCGGACUCGCUCUCCGACAACGACAUCAGCCAAGAAGAAUGUCAGGAGGAUGACAUGACUCCGGCCGACUUGAUCGCGAAACUAGAGGAGGCUUGGCUAAAUGAAAAAUUCUCACCCGAGUUGCUGGCCAACCAAUCCGAGGUGGUGGAGUGUGUCAUGGAGCAGCUCACACACAUGGAAGCAAACCUGGAGAGAGUGAAAAAAGGCGACCCCAAAGCCGGCAUCCAUCGCAUGGAGAUUGACCGCAUCCGCUUUGUGCUGUGCAGCUACUUGCGUUCUCGCUUGCAGAAGAUUGAAAAGUUCUUUCCGCAUGUCCUUGAGAAGGAGAAAUCUCGCAGCCAAGGAGAACCGGCGCUGCUUUCAUCUGAGGAGUUUGCCUUUGCUAAAGAGUAUGCUGCAAACACUGAAGACCACCUAAAAUGUGUGGCAUUGAGUCACAUGCCCCCCAUCCUCCAGACACUUGACAUGCUCAAAGCAAUGCCAGCGCCAUGCCUGGACUCCUUUGUUUUCCUGCGAGUGAAGGAAAGACAAGAGAACAUCUUAGUGGAGCCCGAAACAGACGAUCAGAGAGAGUAUGUUGUGGAUCUUGAAGAGGGCUCUCAGCAUCUCAUGCGCUAUCGAACCAUCGCGCCACUUAUUUCAAGUGGAGCUGCACAGUUGAUUUAAAUGUCAAGGUUCUUGUUUCUGGUCUCUGAGCGCUUUGGCCUCCAACGGGUCAUAAAACAAACAGCAGACAGUUUAACAGAUCUGGACACAGAUCUCAAAUCUUGUGUGCUCAGAGCGUGACUGGUGUCCCAAUACUGGCCCAUAGCUUCAAAUGCAGGCACAUCUGAUCUUCUUAAUAUUGAUUCCUAUUACUAUUCCUGUUACUAUGUCGCAGUGAUGAAGAGGAAUGGGCCACUUCUGUGCUGCAUUAAAAGCCGGCUGAAUUUUCCCAUUUGUGCAAAUCUAUUCUUUUAUUUCACAAAUGGCGAAGAGACUCAUAGAAAAGGUUUUGUUUGAUUGUGUCUUUUCCUUUCUCUCCUCUAAACUGUAUGUUCCUGUGUCUUCCCUGGGAUGUAAUUGCUCUAAUAAGCGCCUUUACGUAAAUUUCAGCGGGAGCUAUCAGUGUUCAUUGUGUGCACUCGCUCUAACUGCCAAAUAAUUGUCCAUAAUAAAGGAUGGAGUACUGAUUGA